AUGAUGGCUACCGAGGAUAUUGCAGCUGGUCAAGUGAUCGUAUCAGUUCCUCGUCGCUUUUUGAUCACAAACGAUAGUCUGUCCAAGAUCUAUGGCGCUACUAACGCUCUUAGUUCGCAUGAACUUUUAGCACUUCACCUUGUUUUGUUACGUCAAGAAAAGGAGUCAUGGUGGAAACCUUACAUUGAUCUCUUGCCUAUUCAUUUUAAUACAAUGCCUGUCAAAUAUGCACAAGUCUUAGUGGAUCAUUUACCUGACGCACUUAAGCAAGACACAUUACAACAAAAACAAAAUAUACAGCAGGAUUAUGUCUCUUGCGUUCAAUUCCUGAGGACAUUGCCUGAACCAUUGGCUAGUCAGACCAUUGAUCCAGACGAUUUUGAAUGGGCUUGGCUAUGUGUGAAUACACGUUGCAUUCAUAUGAGCACGAUCAAUCAUACAGUCAAUAAAGGCGGCAACAUUGCAUUAGCACCUAUGCUAGAUUUUCUGAAUCAUACAACAGAAGCCAAGAUCGAAAGUGGUUUCAAUACACGUACACAAUGCUUUGAAAUCAAGACAUUAACACCUUAUGCUAAAGGAGAACAAGUGUUUAUUAAUUAUGGACCUCAUGACAAUUUUGCUAUUUUAAAGGAAUAUGGGUUUGUGUUGUCUCAAAAUAUAUACAAUUAUGUUUCGUUGGAUAACGAAGUCUGGCAAUUAUAUUCAGAAGUCGAGUCAAAUCGUGGACUAGAGAUCAAGAAACACAUCUUGGAAGGAGCUGGAUACUCUGGAGAUUAUUCCAUCAAAUCAGAUGAAAUUUCAUUUCGUUUAUUAACCGCUUUAAGACUGUUGGCUAUUCCAGGCACAACACAAUCUGGAUUUGAUCGUAAAGUGAUGGACUGGCAUGAUGUUGUGAUGGGACAGACAGACAUGAUCAGUCCAGAAAAUGAACGUAAAGCCUUGUUGAUGCUGCAAUCCAUUUGUGAGAAAGCAGGUGAAAAAGCAAACUAUGAAAACACCAUUUUAAAUGUAAGACAUUUUACUGAAAAAUACCCAGAAGCUGAAUAUCAUCCAUUUGCUCUUUAUUUUCUACGACAAGUUUGGAAGGAAUCAAGCGAUAUUAUCAACGAUACAUUGAUCUCUUUGAAAGAGAAGUUAGCAGCAUUGUAAAUACUCAGUAGAGUGCAUCCUUUUUUGUGGAUCAAAGGGGCGAUAAUAUGCAUAAGACAUCAUUUGAAAGAAGUAUAAAUCUCCUUGUUUAUUUUAAAUAAAACAUCCUUUUCUUUCUCUUUUGUUCAUCAUGCGUUGUUUGGUUCUUGUCUCUUUUGCCAUCUUUGGGCUUGUUGUCAACGCUUCUUUUGCUCUAGAAAACCAUCUUGGAUUAAAUCAAGGGGUCUAUGCUGUUAAAAGGCACGUUCGUUCUUCACCGCAAUACCAUCGGAUGCGCCCUGAAAAAUUACCACUUCGAAAAGGGCCUCGUAGGCAGUCUCCUUGUAAAAAAGUGCCACAUAAAGGUAGAAAACGAAACUCAAAAUGGAAAAUUUAGUGUCAAUCAAAGCCAUUUCUAAACUGUGGAUUGUAUAAAUUUGUUGU
Gilbertella persicaria is the source of this 1572-nucleotide messenger RNA. RefSeq lists its product as uncharacterized. NCBI's taxonomy places the organism in Eukaryota, Fungi, Mucoromycota, Mucoromycetes, Mucorales, Choanephoraceae. Gene Ontology annotation, molecular function: protein-lysine N-methyltransferase activity; protein binding. The coding region runs from base 1 to 1149 and encodes 382 amino acids. The transcript is spliced from 5 exons. Gene Ontology annotation, biological process: peptidyl-lysine trimethylation; peptidyl-lysine monomethylation. The record is from RefSeq and is a predicted model, not a curated record.